Molecule: messenger RNA, 897 nt
Organism: Anarrhichthys ocellatus (wolf-eel)
Lineage: Eukaryota; Metazoa; Chordata; Actinopteri; Perciformes; Anarhichadidae
Product: arf-GAP with GTPase, ANK repeat and PH domain-containing protein 1-like
Exons: 3
Biological process (GO): activation of GTPase activity
Molecular function (GO): GTPase activity; GTPase activator activity
Source: RefSeq, a predicted model, not a curated record
ACAUUCUGAGCUCCUCAGUGACACUAAGCAGCCAUGUUGGAUUCCUCGUGUGUCAUGUGACGUCUGUGUUUCGUGUUUCAGUCGCCCAGAAGAUCGUGGCCACCAGGAAGAAGCAGCAGCUCUCCAUCGGGCCGUGCAAGUCGCUGCCCAACUCCCCGAGCCACUCGUCCGUCUGCGCCACGCAGGUGUCGGCCGUUCACGUCAGCCAGACGAGUAACGGCGGCGGCAGCCUGAGUGACUACUCGUCGUCGGUGCCAUCGACGCCGAGCACCAGCCAGAAGGAGCUCCGGAUCGACGUGCCGCAGACCACCAACACGCCGACACCCGUCAGGAAGCAGUCGAAGCGCCGCUCCAACCUCUUCACCUCCAGGAAGGCCAGCGAGCCGGACAAGGACAAGAAAGGCCUGGAGGCUCGAGCCGACAGCAUCGGCAGCGGGCGAGCCAUCCCCAUCAAACAGGUGAGGCUUCCUGUCUGAGCGGCGUCCUGGGCCCUGAUUAUAACAGUGGAAUCACACACUUAACAUCAAUUAGAGCCGAGGGGGCUCUCCUGGGUCCUCCAAACCAGACCGCCUCAUCCUCCUCUCCCUCUGCUCCUCCACUUCAUCUCCUCCACUUCAUCUCCCGCUUCGUGCCUUUCAAAGCCGCUCUUUGAUGGGAGAAGAAGAGGAAACACAGAAUCACACAUUCCUGCUGCGACGGAGAGCCGAGCACCUGAAUCUGAGCUCUUAAUUUGAAGAAAACGAGUGUGGGGGGGGGGGGGGGUAGUCGUUGUUUCUCCCGAAAAGCAAAUCAGACAAUUAACGAGCGCUAAUCGCAGCCUCUUGUGUCGUCGCCGCGGCCUCGUUUGUAAUCUGCUAAUGAACAAAUCGCUUCUCUGAUUAGAGAGAGAGAGAGACA